AUGGGUGUGCAUCCGGUGCUGGUCGCGCUCCCGAAGGAAGCGACGGCCCCAGUACAGCAGCGCGUGCACGAUGAGUACGCUCGCGUACACCACGAGCACGCGCACCACGGCGCCUGUAGUGUCCGGUGGUGGAUCGCAGCGCCGCCUCAUGCCCGGCGGCGUGCCUUGAAUAUUACCUGUGGCACGGCACUUUCAUGGCGAACGGAUGAUACCAGCUGUCAGAUGUACGGUGACGUCCAUGGCUCGCUGUCAUUUUGUAACUUUUUUUAUUAG
This is a messenger RNA of Arctia plantaginis, 273 nucleotides long. The record is from the annotation of a GenBank genome assembly. NCBI's taxonomy places the organism in Eukaryota, Metazoa, Arthropoda, Insecta, Lepidoptera, Erebidae.